Hyposmocoma kahamanoa is the source of this 2338-nucleotide messenger RNA. It is a transcript of the gene PIG-T, whose product is annotated as GPI transamidase component PIG-T. Lineage: Eukaryota; Metazoa; Arthropoda; Insecta; Lepidoptera; Cosmopterigidae. Gene Ontology annotation, cellular component: GPI-anchor transamidase complex. Bases 16 to 1686 code for a protein of 556 amino acids. Gene Ontology annotation, biological process: attachment of GPI anchor to protein. The record is from RefSeq and is a predicted model, not a curated record. The transcript is spliced from 3 exons.
AUAUGCAUCGGUAAAAUGGGUUCUAAACCUGUGCUAUUAUUUGGUAUUACCAUUCUCUUGAUUUCAUCUGUUGUUGGUGAUGAAUUCAAGGAGGAAAUAUUCUUCAAACCUUUGCCUCCAACUCAUCUGUAUUCCUUUUUCCAAUUUGUGACUUUAGUAAAUAGCGGAUUUUCAUAUGAACAUUCCCACUUGUCACCCAGAUCCCUCGGUGAAAUAAUAUCACGAUUUCAAGUAGAAGAGUUGCAUUUAACUUUAACUGAAGGACAAUGGCGGCAUCAUCAAUGGGGUUACCCUGUACUGGAUGCAGCCCCAGGCGCGGAACUAUACGCUUGGUUUUCACCUGACAUUCGAGACAUAGACACCCAAUGGCGAAAACUGAGUGCUACACUUUCUGGACUAUUCUGCGCUUCUCUGAACUUUAUAGAUAAUUUCAACACAGUUGUACCACAAAUGGCUUUAUCACCUUCAGGUGCUUUUAAAAGUACUCAGAAUGUUACAUCACUCUUACGAUAUGCUUCAUUACCUAGGGAAAUGGUCUGUACUGAGAACUUAACCCCUUGGAAGAAGCUGUUGCCCUGUGAAUCAAACCGUGGUUUCUCUGCAUUACUUAAUUCAAGAAUGAUUCAUAACACUAACUAUCAUUCCAUAGGUGUACAUGUGAGAAAGAAAUGUGCAUCUAAAGAUUGUACAGAAACAGAACUUGAAAUAAAGCAAACAGUUGCUCUUGUAUAUGACUAUAAAAUCAUAGAGAGUGCAGACUGGUCCUUUAGAAGACUGUUUGGGCAAGGCUUACCUGGUGCUUGUCCACUCUCAUCGUCCAGCAAGGUUUAUGUGGAUAUCUCCUCUAAUAGUACACAGCCUUUUACAUUACACCCACCACCAAAUGACAUUGUUAUAUCCAACAGGGGAGGCAGUGAGGUCCAGUUAGCUGUAUACAACAUAAAUGCUGAUGGUCAAAUGAUUAACAUAUUUUCAAAACAUGAUAAAUUAAACAAACUGGUUGUGACUACACCACCUCCGUUAUAUUUUAAUCGCUAUGUUUUAGGAUAUGGUAAGGAAUUUGGUGGUAUUGUCACAGAGUUGGUUAACAAUCAUUGGACAUCUAUAAAUGUUGUUGUGUUAGAAAAUGGACCUUGGUGGUUACCUAUUCAAUUGAGUUCAUUGAGAAUAAAUGGUGAAGCUGAAAGUAAGCUAGUUCUUUCACAGUAUUAUUCACCAGGGCGCAGUAGACAAAAACCAUAUCACUUGGAACUUUUACUCAAAUUGCCUCCAAGAUCUACUACAACAAUUACAGUGGACUUUGAAUUUGUAUUCUUAAAAUGGCAAGAAUACCCCCCUGAUGCCAAUCAUGGAUUUUAUAUUGGCUCUGCAUUAAUUGCUGCUAAUAUGCCAACAGCAAGAAAUUACACUAGUUUGCCAAUUACUGGCAGUACUUUUGAUUCAAUAGUGAAUGCUUCUAUGCAAUGGUACCCUAUUCUGUUUCGGUCUAAUGGUGCUAUGGUUUCCCUACCUACUCCAGACUUUAGCAUGCCCUACAAUGUCAUCUGCCUCGCCUGCACUGUUGUGGCCCUUGCAUUUGGCCCUCUUCACAACAUUUGUACCAAGGAGUUAGUUUUAAAGCCGGUUGGAUCUCCAUUGUCAUUACGUCAAAGAAUUAUGAAUUUGUUCAAGAGAACGAAAGAAUAAGUUUUGCCUGACUUUCUGCCUGCACAAAUGUUACCAAAAAUAAGAACACAUUGACUGACAAAUAAUUUUAAUGUAUGUUUGUAACAUAGAAUAUUAUGUAAUGAGAUUAUACAGAGUGAAAUUUAAUUUAUUAAAUAAUUUUCGAGAACAACAGUACAUGAACAACUGUUACUAAAAGAUUAUCUCUGUAUCAACCCAACAUCUUACUAUUGGGUACAUGUCUUUCAGGAAAGCGUUUAGGGUUUUGUUCAUUAUGUGGCCCAAUUGAAUGGGGUUUGGAAUUUUACAAGUCUAAAGAGCUUAGUUAACCUCCAACAUACAGGUUUCAUUGCAAUAUUUUCUUUGAUUGUUUUAGUGAAAAUAUAGAAAUUAUAGUCUGAUAGAGGUAGAAAAUAUUGUUCGAAGAAGAUUGCAUAUUUGGGUGAUAUUUGAAAGUAUUACUUAACAAAAUAAAUGUCAUAAAUACAUAAUAAUCCCUAGUCUAAUGAAUAUUUUUUUCAUAAACGAAGCCACCAAAGUGACAAUAUGAUAAUUAAAUUUUUAUUGAUUUGAUAUUCAAUUAUUUUUUGUGAAAUUACUCCAUUAGUUUGUUAUAAUUAUUAAUACAAAGAUCGAACACUCAAAAAACAUUCCUUCGAUCCGGUCGGACUCG